This is a messenger RNA of Triticum aestivum (bread wheat), 1168 nucleotides long. RefSeq names its product E3 ubiquitin-protein ligase ATL6-like. The record is from RefSeq and is a predicted model, not a curated record. Gene Ontology annotation, molecular function: transferase activity. Gene Ontology annotation, biological process: protein ubiquitination. Lineage: Eukaryota; Viridiplantae; Streptophyta; Magnoliopsida; Poales; Poaceae. The coding region runs from base 56 to 1051 and encodes 331 amino acids. The transcript has a single exon.
GACAUUCUUACAAACCAAAAGAGACCGGAGUGGUUGUGGGCUUGUGGUUGUGGCGAUGGGGGUGCGCGCGCAUCUCCUCGUCGUCCUUUGCAUCCUCGUCGCCGGCACAAGCACGGCUCAGCUUUUGCCGCCGCGCGGCCCGGCACCGCAGAUGAAGCCACCGCCGUUCGGGCGCGCCAUGACGAUGAUCAUCACGGUGGUCGCCGUGGCCAUCGGCGUUCUCUUCCUCCUGCUCUUCUUUUGCGCGUACGUCACCCAGUGCCGCCUCGUCGAGGACCACGGCGCGCCGCAGGAGGGUAGCGUCGCGCCGGGCGGGGUGUCCAGGCGGGGAAAGCGCGGGCUGGACCCGGCGGUGGUGGCGACGUUCCCGAUCGUGCCGUACAGGGAGAUCAAGGAGCACAAGAUCGGCAGUGGCGCGCUGGAGUGCGCCGUGUGCCUGACGGAGUUCGAGGACGCCGACGACCUCCGGCUGCUGCCGCACUGCUCGCACGCGUUCCACCCGGAUUGCAUCGACCCGUGGCUCCAGACGCGGACCACGUGCCCGCUGUGCCGCGCCAACCUCGAGAAGCCACCGCCACCGGCUGCCGCCCCAGCGCCCUCCUCGCCGCCGCAUGCCGUCGUGGCGAUGCCGGUGCAGCAGGGUGAGCAGAAGGAGGACAGUGACAAGGACGACCGGAAGGAGGAGGCCGCAGAGCUGGAGAAGCUGCGCAGGGAGCGCCGGGCGGCGAGGCUGCUGAGGUCGCACUCGACGGGGCACUCGGCGGAGCAGUGCGACUGCGAGGACCACGAGAGGUUCACGCUGCGGCUGCCGCAGCACGUGAGGGAGGAGGUGCUCAGCAGGUGCUGCGCGAGGCCGUCUGUGGAGAGCCUGAGCGGAGGAGGGUGCGGUGUGGGAGAAAGAGGAGGCAGCUUCCGCGACGCCGGAGGAGCCAGCAGCGGCGAGCGGCGGUGGCAGACGCUCCUGGCCAGGACGAUGCCAUGGGCCCGAGCCGGGUCGACGCGGAAGGUGCGGGAUGACGUCGCGGCCUCCACGACGGCCGCGCGGCCAUGACCCAGACGACGUCGACGCCGGAACAUUUCGUGUGCUCUUUCCGUUGACUCUGAUGGUGUACAUUGAUUCUUUUGUAAUUCCGUUGGGUGUGGUGUGGGAGGCAAUUCGAUCACAGAG